UUGCCAGUUAAUACAGAAUAUAUACCUACCUGCAUACCUAGCCUACAGAUAAAAAGACCGAUAGAUAGAUAGAUUUAGUUAGAUUAGACAGACAGCCUUUUACAUUUCCAUUUUUGAUUUAGAUUUUCGUUGUUUUAUUGUUUUUUUAUCAUCGCGUUCGUAAAAUGUACCUGACCAGCCGUAGGAGAGCCGCAGCAGCACGGAGACGAAGGAGGGAGUCAGCUCGCCGUCGAUACAUGGUUGCCAUGUACGGACAUUUAUGUUGUAGUACUGAAGAAGGACUUCCGCCUUUCCAGGCCUACGCUGGAUAGCCUGGUCCACCGUCUCCAGGGGCCGGUCGACCACGGGUGGGGGAAGGCCUUUGAGGUGCUGGUGUUCCUGUUCUGGCUGGCGUGUGGAACGUCCUAUCGAGUGGUGUCGGAGGCCUUCGACAUUCCCCGCACGACAUGCCACGAUUUGGUCCACAGGGUGAGCAAGACAUCCAGCUGGCAGGAUCCCCGGCUUUUGGCAAUGUGGCAGGGGCCAUUGAUGGAUGCCACGUUCGCAUUGUGCCCCCUGGAGGCUUUGCUUCAGAUUACUUCAACCGAAAGCUGUUCCACUCUAUACAGUUCCAGGCCAUCUGCGACCAUGAAGGUCGCUUUUUGGACGUGCACGUGGGCUUCCCUGGCUCGGUGCACGACGCCAGGGUCCUGAAGAGCAGCCCUUUUUUCGUGCACCAGCUUUACCCCCCUCCAGGUUGGUGCCUCCUUGGCGACGGAGGGUAUCCUUGCCUGGCUCAGCCGAACCGUCUGCUGACCCCCUACCGGGAGCCUGUCCGCAACGCUGUCCAGGGCCGCUAUAACGCGAAGAUGUCGAGGGCAAGGUGUGUGGUGGAGAGGGCCUUUGGGGUGCUGAAGACCAGGUGGCGCUCCAUAUUUUUAAAGGCCCUGUUUUCCUGUUCUUCUGGAACAUGAUUAUUGUUGAUUUUGUUGAUUAUCUUGUAAAUAGAAAAAAAUAAAAAACAUAAAAAAAAUGUUUAUUUACAUUAAAAAAUGUAAAUAGUUA
Messenger RNA from Gadus chalcogrammus (walleye pollock), 1044 nucleotides. Its product is annotated as putative nuclease HARBI1. The record is from RefSeq and is a predicted model, not a curated record. NCBI's taxonomy places the organism in Eukaryota, Metazoa, Chordata, Actinopteri, Gadiformes, Gadidae. Bases 447 to 953 code for a protein of 168 amino acids. The transcript is spliced from 2 exons.